AUGGCCAGCGCCGGCCCGAGCAGGUGCGCCGGAGCCAGCCGCCGCUCUCGCCCACCGCUGAUCCCAACGUCGCUGCCGCUCUCGCCCACGCAGGGGAAGAACAACAAUAAGCCGGUCAAGCGCCCAUCGGCGCCCGUCGACGCCGAGGUCGAGGAGGGCGAGAAGCCCUUCCACAGCUCGGUGUUUGAGCAGGAGCGCCUCAACAGUCUGAUCAACGCGCCCGAGAGGCAGACAUGGGACGAGUUCAAGGAGACGCUGCGCAAGAAGGGCGAGAUGGAUGGCGACGAGACGCGCCUGCAGGAGGAGGCGCAGCGCCGCUUCCGAAAGGAGCUGGAUGAGGCGCGCACCACAAGACGCGCGCGCGCAGCGAGGAUGGGCGACGGCAAGGGCGACUCGUCAGCCAAGGAGAAGCGGAGCAAGAAGGAGAAGAAGGGAAAGAAGGAGAAGAAGGAGAAGCGGAAAAGGGAGAAGAAGAAGAAGCGGCGGAGGGACGCGUCGGACUCGGACUCGGACUCGGCGGACGCGAAAAAGAAGAAGAAGAGCAAGGACGGCGGGUCGGGCGGCGGGCCGGUGCGGCUGAGCUCCUUCUUCAACGGCAGCAGCUCGGACUCCGACAGUAGCUAG
This is a messenger RNA of Emiliania huxleyi CCMP1516, 624 nucleotides long. RefSeq lists its product as hypothetical. The transcript has 3 exons. The record is from RefSeq and is a predicted model, not a curated record. NCBI's taxonomy places the organism in Eukaryota, Haptophyta, Isochrysidales, Noelaerhabdaceae. The coding region runs from base 1 to 624 and encodes 207 amino acids.